Molecule: messenger RNA, 2173 nt
Organism: Pieris brassicae (large cabbage white)
Lineage: Eukaryota; Metazoa; Arthropoda; Insecta; Lepidoptera; Pieridae
Gene: heix
Product: ubiA prenyltransferase domain-containing protein 1 homolog
Exons: 1
Coding region: 272-1267 (331 amino acids)
Biological process (GO): menaquinone biosynthetic process; vitamin K biosynthetic process
Cellular component (GO): Golgi membrane; endoplasmic reticulum
Molecular function (GO): prenyltransferase activity
Source: RefSeq, a predicted model, not a curated record
GCAGAAAGACGUACAAUUUGAUUAAAUUGAUACAAUUUACAAAUUCCAAGUUUAAGUUUUUCCACAAAUAUUUUUGUUUUAUGGAAAUUUGAAUUAUUCACUGUUAUACAAAUACUUCGCAUAUUUUUUUACUUAUUUUUACAAAACUUUCAACGAUUCGUUAGAUCUUAAAGUCUAAAAAUGUUGUGAAUGCCAAAACCAAAACUUGGCUGUGUGGAAACUGUGUCAGUGGGUAAAAACGUACUCGACACAAUAUUUUCAGUUUUAUGACAUGGAUAGUGUAAGAAAAACUGACGAUGUUGCAUCGGCUGACGGAAAUCUCCUACAACCACCAAAGGAAUUCACAACACCUGCCCGAAACCCAUUGAUGAAAGUUCGAACUUAUGUGUUGGCGUUGCGCCCGUGGUCGCUGAGCGGCAGCCUUCUGCCUACUUUGUUAGGUGCAGCUCUAGCAUACCGGCUGCCGGGAGAUAAUGGUUUCAGCUGGCUUACAUUACUUCUUACUAUGUUUACAGUAAUUCCAGUCCAUGGAGCAGGCAAUGUAGUGAAUACAUAUUUUGACUUUGUAAAAGGUAUUGAUAACCGUAAAUCAGAUGACCGAACUCUAGUUGAUCACAUAUUAAGUAUAGACGAAGUUGUGUCUCUUGGAGCUAUACUUUAUAUGUCUGGAUGUGUAUUUUUUGUACUACUAGUAAUAAUGUCACCUGCCCAAAUGGAACAUUUAGCUCUAGUGUAUUUCGGAGGUCUGUCCUCAUCAUUUUUAUACACAGGGGGUAUAGGUUUAAAGUACAUAGCUUUAGGAGAUAUUAUUUAUCUAGUCAUAUUUGGUCCAGUUUCUGUUGUGUUUGCAUUUUUGGCCCAAACAGGAAGAGUAGUUUGGCCUAUAUUCUAUUAUGCUGUACCAUUGGCUUUAAAUACAGAAGCAAUUUUACACAGCAAUAACACUAGAGAUUUAGAAGCAGAUAGCAAAGCAGAAAUUGUGACACUAGCUAUUUUAAUAGGAAAGACUGCUUCUCAUUUAUUAUAUGCAUUUUUAUUAUUUACGCCAUAUAUUAUGUUUGUUGUGGCUUCUGUAAGGUGUUCUUUUUGGUUUUUGCUUCCAAUGUUAACCUUACACCAAGCCUUUGAAAUAGAGAGAAGGUUCCGUCGGCCUGAAACAAUGCAGUAUGUCCCCAGGCAAACUGCUAGGUUAAAUUUCUAUUUUGGAAUGUUGUAUGUAAUAGCUUGUCUUCUUGCAUCAAGACUUCCAUUCCUAAUAAGAGAAUAAAUAUUUUGUAAAUAUUGAAUUGGCAUGUACUUAAAUUUUUAUAUAUUGGUACUAUCUAAUUGCAAUAUUGUUUUUUUAGUUUGUGAUACUUGUAUGUAUUACAUUUAUUAUGGCUUAUAAUAUAUUUACAAUAUGACCUAUGAAUGUAAAUAGUAUUGCAUUGCAUUGUUUUUAAUGUACGGUGUACAAAAGUUUUAGGCAGCUUUAAUUAAAAAUAAUGUUUAACAUUAUGAAAUCAUUUGUUCUAAUAUUUAUAAGUUUUUCUUGCAAAUUACAUUUUUUUGUACAUCUAUGUGGAUACUAAAUAUAACUUGUUACGAAAUGAUGGAUAAAUAAAUUGUGUGUACUGAAUACAUUGUUAAUGUCAAGGAUAAGACUUAUUCAAAUGUAAAAUAGAUAAUACACCAAGAUUGUGAAUAUUUAUGAAUAAUAUUUGGAUUACCUCUAAUAAUCUCACUGGUACUACCUCUUUAUACUGAGUAGUAGUAUGUUUGAUAUUUAAUAAUAAAAUAUAUACUUUCCAAUAAAUAAGUUGAGUAAAGUCGUUAGAUGUGCAGACAUUGUUUUUAUGUGUUUUCCUACUGAAAGUACAUGCACAAACUACGCGACUGUCAAAAUUUGGCUCAUACUGCAUGCUAAGAGUUUUAAUUUGACCAAUUUUGUUUUGAUAUAUUAUCAUUGUUAUAAAAUGCAAAUACAUCAUUAUUAGUGUAAAUACAUCAUUAUUCAUCAGUAUUUUAUUAGAAAUUAUCACCUAUCAAUGGGAAAUAAAACACAAAUGUGUGACUGUUUAUCUGAUCAUUUACUUGCAAUUAGUGGAAUUUAUGCUGGUCUUAAAUUAUAAGGAGUGUUUUUUAUGUAUUGAGAAAUAUAUAUAUUAAGAAUUGACAAUAAUUUAUGUUUAAA